AGAUAGUCGAUGCAUCACGAUUGGUCAUCUAUGUUAAAAAUCAGAACAUCAACCAGCUGGAGAAUGUAGCAUGAAGAUUACAGAAAGAGGUCAAACAUGUGUACAAGGCCCUGUUGUUGCAGUUGUGAGAGCUUGACUUAUGAACCCGCCUUCCUUUGAUGGAAUGAUUGUUGCCUGAAGAGACCAUAGACCAGCACAACAACAAUUAAUAUAAUAAUUAUCUAGAAUGUAGCAUGAAGAUUACAGAAAGAGGUCAAACAUGUGUACAAGGCCCUGUUGUUGCAGUUGUGAGAGCUGUGAGUACACCCGCAUGUUAGUGUGUCAGUUAAGGUGUGAGUGUUGCCACUGUGGGAGGUUGAUCAUCCAUCAGUCAAGGAAGGUUACAAUAAACCAAUAAAAGCAACUGAGAAAACUUACCUCAUUUUUAACCUAUGACUAUUAUAACUUGGACUCACAGAAGCAUUGGUAGAACUUAAGAAGACAUUUAAUUCAAAAAGAAAAUAAUAAACUAAAACUGAUAAUUCAUAUGUUAUACAAAACCAACAAUGCCAAUCAGCUGCAGCAAAUCACAGAAAUGCACAGAUGUCGUUAUAAUUGGGAACGGCCCAUCAGGUAUCUGCCUAUCCUACAUGUUGUCUGGUUACCGGCCCUACUACACAGGACAGCCCCACCCCAAUCCCAUGCUGAAUGCACGACUGCAGGAGGUGGAUAGAAAUAUUUCACUGGUGGAGCAGGACCUAGAAUUCCUCAGCGAGGGUUUGGAGGGCCGGUCCAGCAAUCCCGUGGCAGUCCUGUUUGACGCUCUCUCGCACCCAGACGCAGAUCAAGGGGCAGAUAACCCGUCUCUGCUGCGCUGGAGAUACGAGGAAAAUCACAUGGUUGAGCACAUGGUGUUGGGAAAAUCUAAACCGGGAGGAUCUUGGCAGGCAAUGGAGGGCUCCAUGCAAACCCUGAGUCUCAGCAGUUGGAUGGAGUUGCCAAACCUGCCCUUCCAGAAGUGGCUCAAAUCCAAUCAUAGCUCUGACAGAAGAAAAGAAACCAAUGGAGAUCGGGCCACUAUAUCUGAUGUCUGUAACUACUACACACACUUUGUGAACAAGAUGAACAUUCAGAAUAAUUUCUACAACGGUUAUGUUGUCACAUCCGUGAAAAAAGUGCAUACUCUCAAGAAGACAAGUGGAAAAGAAGACAAAAAAUGUUGUUGUGCAGAAAUAAAUGGUUUUCCCUAUUUCUAUGAAGUCAAGGGUUAUUAUACUUCCCCACACAGUAACGACAUUGGGGCCACCAAAUACGAAACUUGCGAGGAAUUCAGCAUAUGUUCCAAGUAUGUUGUUCUGGCAACAGGAACAUUUGAUGUCCCAAAUACUCUGAGCGUCCCUGGAGAGACUUUAGACUUUGUUAGUCAUUCGCUUCAUGAAUUUGAAUCUGUGAUAAAUCAAAGAGAUAAUUUAGCCAGCAAUGAACCUGUUAUGGUUGUUGGGGCUGGUUUGAGUGCUGCUGAUGCUAUUCUCAUAUCUAUACAGAACCAGGUGCCUAUUUAUCAUGCGUUUCGACGAGGCGCAAACGAUCCAAGCCUCAUUUUACGAAAACUACCAAAAAACAUGUAUCCCGAAUAUCAUAAAGUCCACAUGUUGAUGAAAGGAAGUGAAAAAAGUCCAUUCUAUAAAUCCUUCGAGAAACAAGGUGUUGUGCAUAUAGAACCUGACAAGACUGUUAUAUUAAAAGAGCACAAGAAAAGAACAGACGAAACAAUGUCGGUUAAAGUGUCUCAUGUCGCUGUGUUUAUUGGUUCGAGACCAGAUCUGAGUUUUCUACCUCAUGAGGGACGGGACUUGGGGGUUGUGAAAAAGUAUCCAAUAGAAAGCAAGCACAAUCCUAUCGACAUUGACCCCUAUUCCUACCAGUCCAUGAAGGAGCUGGGGCUGUUUGCAAUGGGACCCCUUGUAGGUGACAACUUUGUAAGGUUCGGACAGGGUGGUGCCUUGGGUAUCACCAAUUAUUUAACGUGUAAGAGUGAAUCUUAGCCCAGCUAUACUGCAUAGUAUUUUGGAUUGACAGAAGCAUGUUAUAACUACUAUGUAGUUGGAUAAUUUUGUGCUCCAAUUUUUGUGCACUAAAACCUUGUUAUUACACGUAUAGUGUAACAAUAUCACGGACCUAAACCGCAAAAAUCAGAACAUACUGCCUUUAUUAGAUACAGUUUCUCUUCCAAUCCCAUCUCAAGUUACUUUUGUCAAGUUAAUUUUGUCUGCAUAUUUGAAACAAUGUGCUUGUAUAUUUUUAAAUUACAUAAUGUAAUAGACACACCAGAACUUAACGUGCAAGAGCAUGUACCAUUAUUUUACUGCAUAUUGUUAUAUUAAUACUAACCAACUUGUUAUAGGUAUCAGUGAUACAGUUAAUUUGUAUCUCCCAUGUCAUGUAUAAAUGAUCUCUUAUGAGCAAUGCUUAUGUUAUUUCAUGAUAAAAAAUAAGUUGAAUGUAUUGCGUUAUAGUUACCAUUGUGGUCAGCAAUAUUCUAUAGUUGUAUACACGCUUAACUCAUACUCUUAGCCAGAAGUGUUAACAAAAGAAAGUUAACCCUUUACCACUUAGAUUCGUCUUUGACGCAUUUGUAGUCCCUUAGAAAGUUAAAUUCAAUUAAAGACCUGUCUUAGUAGAUUCAUGUUUUAAAGGCUUCAUUUCCAACCCUUAGAUACUGAUGAACAGCAAACAGCUUAGAACCUGAACAGACUGUGAGUUACUUGCAGGCUGUUUUGGUUUUAUGCUGUUUAUAGCCAUUUUUACUUUGCUUUUUAGUGGGAAAGGGUUAAAAUCAACAUGUGUUCUGUUGGUUUAGCCUUUUAUAAGAACAUCAGUUACAACCAUCAUUAUCAGUUUGAUAAACCAAUGUAUACUUAUAAUAUCUGUUAAAUCCUGUGCCUUACUGUGAGAGAAAUCCAAUACAAAAUAUUUGCUCAUGUAAAUACUAUUAUUGAACCGUGCUGUGUGAAAAGGAGUUUUAAUAGGCUGCACAUGCUUAUCAGGGACAGCACUUUCUGACUUUACUGGUUUUUUGCUAAGAAUAGACUUUGCAAACAAAAAAUACCAUAACAGCAGAAAGUGUUGUACCUUAUUAGCCUGUGCAGAUUGCACAGGCUAAUCUGGGAUGACACUUUAUGCACAUGCAUUAAACCCCCUUUUUACAGAGCUCACCUCAUAUUAAAUAAUUUUAUCCAAACAGCAAUGCAAAUUUGCUGUUGUUUAUGUUAUCAUUUUAACAGAGUGAUGAUGUGCAUAUGACAUACAUGAUCCGUAGAUGGGUCUGCAAUCCGUAGAUGGGUCUGCAAUCCGUAGAUGGGUCUGCAAUCCGUAGAUGGGUCUGCAAUCCGUAGAUGGGUCUGCAAUCCGUAGAUGGGUCUGCAAUCCGUAGAUGGGUCUGCAAUCUGUAGAUACAGCUGUAGGUCUGCAAUCCGUAGAUGGGUCUGCAAUCCGUAGAUGGGUCUGCAAUCCGUUGAUGGGUCUGCAAUCCGUAGAUGGGUCUGCAAUCCGCGUAGAUGGGUCUGCAAUCCGUAGAUGGGUCUGCAAUCUGUAGAUGGGUCUGCAAUCCGUAGAUGGGUCUGCACCUAUACAGCUUGAACUGAUUUGUUUAAGCUUUUAAUGACAACAAUCACAUAUUCAGCAAAUAUGCACAUAUUUGAUAUACAUUUAUUUUUACCAGAAUAAUAAAGCCAGUUAAAAAUUCAUGAGGCAUAUUGUCUGUUAAAACUAUCUAGAUGAUGUAUAGUUUUUCCGCCUAUUCACAUGUACAGGAGGUCUCAUAAUGGGGUUAUUUUCUAUUCUAAUCAGAGUCAUAUCAUUUUGCAGCUUAGGGUAUUUUCAAUAAUGGUCGCACUUACAUAACAAGCCUGAAUACUUAUGUUAUUCAACGUUGGUUUUAGUAUCAUUUGAAAUCAUGUUUUAAUUGAAAUAUUUUAUGCAUCAACGCUCACGUGUUAUUUAUUUUUAUGUUUAUUUGUAUGCUCGAGUAUAAAAUAUGUCUUUAAUGAUGGUUAAUUAUAAUUAACAAUGAUUAUUUAAGUAUUUUAAUAUCAAUAAAGACUUGUUGUUCUUAAAACUG
Molecule: messenger RNA, 4099 nt
Organism: Dreissena polymorpha
Lineage: Eukaryota; Metazoa; Mollusca; Bivalvia; Myida; Dreissenidae
Product: oxidative stress-induced growth inhibitor 2-like
Exons: 10
Coding region: 546-2024 (492 amino acids)
Source: RefSeq, a predicted model, not a curated record